AUGUGUGCGAGCUCCUUCUCUCAUCUCUUUCUCGCUCCUCUAGACAUCUACAAUAACGCUCACUCAGCCGCACACAUCCUCGGCUGCAGCAUAAGGCGAGCGCCGUCCAUCGUCGCAGCGCGCAAGGGGUCGCCAGACCGAGCUUGGUGGACAAGGCCGAGCGCCCACCCCCUCAUGCUCGGCAGUAUAGUAUCUCGCGCAUCUGGCAUCGCAUCUGACAUCUUAUCAUCUGGUCUCUACAGCAAUAAAUCGGCCGAGGCGGCAUCUUCUAUCCAGAACGGCCGCACGGUGAAGCCUGCGAAUAACCAGAGACAGACGAGGAAUUCUCUUGCGGCGGCUGGAAUGGAAGACGACUGGCAGGCGGCACAAUAUGAGCGAGAGCAGGCGAGUCCAGGACCUUCUCGCCCGAGACGCGGCGAAAAUCAAGCAUCGGAUGGCGACGAUAUCGUGGCAGUUGGCGGGCGCAAAACCAGAGGGACAGGUAGUGGGUCGAAAGCGCGUGCGCCUUUAGUUGCCGCUGCCGGGAAACCACAAAAGAACGGUGGCAAUAACGGCUACAGCCCGUAUACUGCGGGUUCAACAAAGACGGCCACCUCGGGCCAAGCAAAGACACAGCGGCGAGCCGACCAGGAGUACGAUCUGGUGGUUUCGCAACAGCACACAUUCAAGCCCGUUCCGGCAGAUCGAAUGUACGGUACCAGUGACGCUCGUCACAUGUAUCCCAGAGAUACGUCGCGCCAGGUCCUGCAUGAGGACCGCCGUCGGGUCUCGCGUGACGCCCAGAACGAUCGGCGAAGCUCAGUCGAGGCCGACGAUGCCUGGUUCGCCGAACAACGCCAAAUGAAGGCGUCAGGUUCAAACCAGCAGCGGGCUGGCAGAGCUCCGGCCCAUCGUGAGCUCAACGAUCACCGACCUAAGGCCAAUAACAACCAGGACCGGAAGGCAGCCAGGAAAUCAACACCUUCGGGCCGACACGCUGCGUCAGAGCAGGCGGACUCUCCGACCAUGUCCGGCGAGAGCCGGUCGGCUAGCCCCGUCAAGCGCAAGCUGCAGAAUGGCGACCACAUUACUGUCAUCAGUGAUGGAGAAGACGAGGCGCAUCCGGUGGCGCGGUCAGUCACGACGAAGAGGCCCAGGAACUUGGGAGCCGACGAGUCUGUCGCUCCGAUAGGGCAGACCAAGGGGGAGAAGGGCAAAGCACGCGCCGGACGGGAUGCUGUCGGCCUCGCCCAACAGACUCUCGACAAGGCAGCAAAGCAGAAGCCUACACCGCGGGGUAAAGCCGUCAAACCGGCAAUUCCCUCAUCCGGGAUCUCAGCUGCGUCCUCGGUCAAUGUCCGACAAUCCUUUCUGUCCAUGCAACCGGUGGUCGACCUCCGCAUGACCAGCUUAUGCUGGAAUCCGAAGACCCUGGACUGCUUCAUACGAUGUACAGACCCGGAGCAAAAGUUGGACCUUCCCAUGCGGCAUCUUGUUGGCAAAGUUUCAUGUUACUGCGAAGAGUCUGAAGCGCCAUACCUGCAUCUCUGCUUUGACACUGGCGACGUUUCCGACUUUCGGAGGCAAUUGGAAUUACUAUACGAUGUCAGUCUCAAUCAACCUACUAUCGAUAUCAGACUGUUCCUGUUCAAGGGCCAACCGACUGGGAUCUUCGUCGGCGAAAUUGCCAGAAGUCUCACUGGCGAAAGGAAGAUGCCCGUCACAAAAUCCGUAAGCGUGAGGGUAAUCCUGGCCCAGCUCCAGUCAGAGGUAUCGGCAGGAUGGGCUGCUGGGAAUGAAGCGAAGAAGCGCGCGGACGCGGCGGACAGACGACGCAAUCAACCACGCCAAUCGGAACCAGCUGCCCCGCUGGAAAGAUCCGCCGAUACGAACGGUACAAAAGGCAACAAGAAGGGCAAGCCGCUGAAGAAGAUCAACCUGGAUGACAAUCAGAGUACGCUGCAAUUUGGCAAAGAGACUCGGGCGAACACUCGCAAGACGGACGCCGAGCCAAUCGACGUGCCAGGCUCCCCGGAGAAGACCAAGCCCGCUGCAGUAGGCUCGCGGAAGUCUUUGCGUCAGCGCGACAAGGCACAAACGGCCGCUGCUGCUUACGAGGUCUCAGAUGAUGAGAUGUUCGAACCCGCCCCAGUUGUCGUCCCCGCGCCCGCUCUGCCUCGGCCAGAAAACUGGAACGGAGUUCUGUUCCCAUACCCUCUUCAAGGUCGUGCCGAUAUCAACAUCACCGAGGGCGACAAGUGGCGAGUCGCGGCAGGGGACUUCUUGAAUGACACGCUCAUCGAGUUUGGCUUGAAGUAUGUGCUGUCGGAAUUGAGAGCGCAGCCAGGCGGCGUCGAUAUCGACAAAGAUGUGUACCUCUUCAACUCGUUCUUUUACGAGAAGUUAUCUCUGCCAGCCAAGCCGGGAACGAAGAAUGAUGUGUCUUGGGCGGCGUACACCUCUGUCAGAAAGUGGACCAAAUCGGCGAACGUGUUUGACAAGAAGUAUCUGAUAAUCCCGAUCAAUGAGAACGCUCAUUGGUAUCUCGCUGUCAUCUUCAACCCAGGCGGUAUUCUCCGGCCCCAUGAGCCGCCUGCCAAAACUCCCGCAACCGACGCCCUCGUUGAUGUUCCAGACGCCGCGCAACUUCCUUUUGUGACAGCCGAAGAGGUCGAGACCGUGAAAGCGGACAUCGCCAAAGCCAGCGAGGACGCCAGGGCGGAUACGAGAUCGUCGUCGACCAGAGGGGUGGAGGACAGGGAGCAGGUCGAGAUGAUCAUCCCUGCGGUCGACACGUCGACCGAGAUCACCGAAAUCACGGAUUCGCCUGGUCCUUCCGCCAGAACCAGGAGAUCCGGCAGGCUGUCCGAGUCGGCCGCGAGCGUGACUUCUACGUCACCGGUAUUAGGAGCGAUCGCUCGCCUUGCCGGACUCACGCAUUCGAACGAUGUCAGCGCGGAUCCCCUCGAUUCAAUCCCUCGCCUAAGCGGAAUGGCAGCUAGCCCGUCAGCCCAAUCGUCUCAAGCACCAUCUCAGGGGCCGGGACGAAAGAGGAUCAAUCGGGCACGGUGCAAGCCAGAUGAUAGCGCUACCUCCUCGGCCUCUGUCCAUGCCCCGUCUCGGUCCCAACGGCCCAUGGACAUCUCGGCUAGCCCGGACCCAAAACCUAUCGUGUCGCUUACUUUGCAAAAUUAUGCGCUUCAGAACGGCUUUGUCGAUUCUGUCGCGCCGGCAAAGGAGCAGGAGGAGGAGGUGGCGGCGGCGGUGGAGGAGGUGGAGAAGGAAGCGGACCCAGCACGGCCGGCAGCACCCGCCAAAACUGCUGCGAAGCCAAAAGAAAGGACCAACAUCUGGGAUGGGGAAGAUGCCUGGAUUUUCACCUUUGACUCGCUAGGAGGGAAACAUCCGCCGGUGUACACUUGCCUGAAGAGGUGGUUGGAGCACGAGGCGAAGGAUAAGAAGCAGAUAGACUAUGUGCCCACGCCUGCCAGGUACAAGGAAGCCAGAGUUCCCCAGCAGCCCAACUUCAGCGACUGCGGGCUAUAUCUCAUCCACUACGUCGAGCACUUGUUGAAGGAACCGGAAGGCAAAGUCCGCCUCAUAGAGGAGCCUAUACCGGGGGGUCACGGCGCCGAAAAGACCAAAUGGCUCAGCAGGAUCGACCAGGUCUGGAACGAGGCGGACACCCGGACUCUCCGAGAGCAGUGGACCAAGAAGAUCGACGUCCUCAAGGAGCAAAGAGACAAAGACCGGGCGGCUCUCCUCCCUGCGACACCGGCCGCGCCCGGUGCGAGCGGUGCGGCCGAUGCAGAGGAGGAGGACCAUAUGGAGAUCAUGCCGGCUAGCCAGUCCGUCAAGGCGCUGAGUCAAGCGCCGGCUGUCGACAAGGCAAAGGCGGAGGCAGUUGCGGAGCUGGAGCCGGAGCCGGAGCAGGUGGCGGAGGAGGAGGCGGUCGCCCCCGCGGACCCAGCCGAGGAUGUCGAGAUGGGGGAAGAGGAGACCUGCGGGCCUGACGAUGACUUCAACGACGCGGAGAUUCAACACCCCAGCGCCCUCUUCGCUCCCAACUCUUUUGACAACCUCCAUCUCGGCGAAGACGAUCCAAUGGAGGGUCCCAUGUCCGCCCAUUCCCCGGGAUCUCCCUUCGGAGAUGACGAUGACGGAUAUCAUUCGCAAUCGGAAUCGGAGCUGGCCAAGCAUCUCAAGCUCGCGAAGGAGGAAACCGUCGGCCUUGUUGACUAUGUUAGUCGCGAGAACUCCGCAGCAGCCGGCAACCCGGGGCCGUCGGUCCAACCCGGUAUGGAUCCGAGGUUGCAGCAACCUAGCCACGGGCCCUUCACCGACCCUUCCCUGGCGGCGGACGUCCUUCAACUAUCCGCGGUCCCCGAGAAUCACGCUCCCGAACAAGAGGACGAGGAUGAGGACGGGAUGGGCGGCCUCAAUACACCGGAAGCCCCCAACCCCCAAUUACUGCCCUCGCUUUCUCGCCCCAGGGAGACUUCACCGGUCCCUGGCGGUCUGCCGACCCGAACGGACAGUAUCUUGAAGCAGAGGCGAAGCGAAGAGCGCCAUCAGGCGGCUCUAAGAUCGUCACCGCGGCCAUCGGAUCAGCGCAACAUCUCGAAUGGACACAGAGCCAUUUCAGUCUCGAGCGGGUCGGCAGUCUCGAGCGGGUCGUAUGAAGUCCAGGAGGAGGUGGAAUAUCGAACGGAGGGGAAUCCGACGGGGAGAGAAAAGUCGAGGGACCCAGAGCGGCACGAGGGAGACUCGAGGCGAAGCGUAAAGGGGAAAGGGCGGGAAGCGAAGGAGAGUUCGCCGGGGAGUCGAGGGACGGCAGAGAUGGACGCACCCUUCGGGACGAGCUUGGCGGAUUCGCCUCAGCUCAACACACCGUCCGGUCACCGCUCCGGGCGGGAAAAGCCAGGGCGCACAACUACGGCCCGAACAGAUCCCUCGGAAGCCUUCGACCCCCCGGCACCUCGUUUCACACCGUACGCGCCCAGAAGCGCUCCUCUCUUCUCUGCGGGCUGGAGAGCCAGGUCACCCUCGCCUAUCGGUCUCAACAAGCCGGAACCCCCUCGUCCGACACUCAGCCAGACGCUCGCGUCUGGUUCAAGCGGCCUCCGGAGAUCGCCCUCACCCGGUCCUUCCAACCCAGACCAAUCCACCCGACCCCGAUCCUUAUCCCCAGCGCUGACCGUGGAUGUUCCUCUGUAUCAACCCCGCCCGCCUCCAUCAGCUAAAAGAGCUUCACGUCCCUCCUCCAUGAAGGCGGAACCUGACCGGGCUGCCAGUCGGACCUCUCCGCGCAAAUCUACCGGGCGGGCUAAUCACCAAAUACCCAUCCUUCCCGCUGUCAACUUCAUGCAAUCCCUCCCUCUAUCUCCUCGCGGAUCAGGAUCGGCACUCCCACAUCGCUCCUCCCCUCUCAGCGACCUCCUCGCGCUAUCGCCGAAUGGAUCCCGCUCGUCCCCUGCAGCCGCGGCUACCCAAACGGCCGGCGCAAGUCAUCCUCCCCUUUCUCCGGAGCUGGAGGAACCGGAGGAGGAGCGCGAGCUUGACAAAUCCCCUUCAAACCUCCGGCCGAUGAAAGUUGUGACGACAUACCGCGGUCACGGCCCCAGGAAAUCCGCUCGACCCUCGCUGGCUUCAGCUACAGCCCGGGAAGAUGCGGUGGAUGUCCUUGGUUCGUCGGAGGAAUCGUCCGAUGAGGUCAGCGCAGCACCUCGCUCGGCUGCCUUGUCGGCCUCACCCCCACCCCCACGAAAACCUACUUCUGCCAAGGCUUCUUCGUCUAAACUGGUGUCGCUCAGGGUUUCACCUCCUCCUUCAUUGCAGCAGCUAUCGGUGCUGCAGAAGCGGAAGGCCGACAAGGAGGCAAAAUCCUCAUCGGCCUCGGCGGAGGCAUCCUCUUCGUCCGCAUCGAAAGUCAAACCACGAGCGUCGAGAGUAGCAGUGGUACUUCCUGCUAAGCGGCGGAAACCGGAUGACGAUGCCGCCUUUACACCAGCCGGCCGGGAUGAUGAAUCAUCCGCAGGAGAAACGGGAAGCGGAAGUGAGAGGAAGAAGAAGCAGAAGACUUCUGCCAAGCAGGAGAGGUCACAUGCGAAGGGAGGCGGGAAGGGUAACAAGGGGAAAGGAGUUGAUCGUGAAGCAGCGGGAGAGAAGGAGGAGGAAAUGGACGAGCUGGCGACGGAUGACUCCACUCGUUCCCCGGCGGAGAAGGUGACAUCCAAACACUUCGACCAAGCCUCUCGAGGACAGGCGGCCAACGGCAGCGCGCCGCGGUCGAGUAGAUCGUCGGCACGACCGAGCGGGACGCAGGACAAGCCGAUCAGUGUAUUGGAGGAUGAUUAG
Dioszegia hungarica is the source of this 6336-nucleotide messenger RNA. RefSeq lists its product as uncharacterized. Gene Ontology annotation, cellular component: cytoplasm; nucleus. The transcript has 17 exons. Gene Ontology annotation, biological process: protein desumoylation. Bases 1 to 6336 code for a protein of 2111 amino acids. NCBI's taxonomy places the organism in Eukaryota, Fungi, Basidiomycota, Tremellomycetes, Tremellales, Bulleribasidiaceae. The record is from RefSeq and is a predicted model, not a curated record. Gene Ontology annotation, molecular function: SUMO-specific endopeptidase activity.